Molecule: messenger RNA, 14644 nt
Organism: Chilo suppressalis (striped riceborer)
Lineage: Eukaryota; Metazoa; Arthropoda; Insecta; Lepidoptera; Crambidae
Source: the annotation of a GenBank genome assembly
UCUUCUACAUCUGAAAUUAGUAUAUCGUUACAUUCAGAAAAUUUUCUUUCUUAAAUUCCUGAUUUACCAUUUCCUGUGUGACUUCUUGAAGGGCAUGUAUCUUCUUCUUUCGUUUUGGAGCAGAUUUACGAACCGUUUGAGAGUGUUUUAAACUCUGUUCUUGUUUCUCUAUUCGUUCUAACUUUCUUUUUCGUAUUGCUUCCUUGUUUUUGUUCUUGAUCUGCUCUUUAUCUUUUUAAUACUUACUCCAUGCAGCAGAAGAUAUGGUUGCUAGAGUUUAUUGAUUAUCUUUUCGUGCUUUGUUAGAAAUUUCGGGUAGCAUCAGGUGGUGUCUGGUCCCGGUUUCUUUACCUCAUUUGGUCUGCGCCCACUGAUUUUGCACAAUAUGUCUAUGUGUCUUACCGAUUUACUCUUUUCUCGAAUUUCAUUUAACGCUUUCUUUAAAUCGUCUGUGUAUAUUCUCUUUUCCUUAAACUAAAACAACUUUAAACAAAUAAAGUAUUUGAUUGAUUGAUUGAAAUUACUCAUUUCAUUUAAAAAUAACAUUAAAAACACGUAGUCUUAGUAAAAAUGUAUAAUAAUAAUAAUCAAUACCUAUAUUUAAAAUUAUAAUUAAUUAAUUGUAUUUAACGAAAAUAGUGGACGCAAUUUGGUUUAUUAUUAUCCUCUGUAGGUAUAGUUUGCGUCCAUUGCGGACGCAAAUUGGAAGUUUUGUAAUUUCGAUGUAGUAAUUCGCGUCCACCUUAUUUUAUUCAUUAAAUUUAAAAAAAAUAAGAAAAUUUAUAAUUAAUGUCAUUCCUUUCUUCACUAUAAAAGUCUAGAAACAGCUAUGUAUUCUAAAAUAACAUAAAAAAAUAAAAAACUUACCAUCGAACGCGCCACUGCACACUAUUUUUUAUCUAAUCAUCUCGCGUGUACGCACUCCCUUGAUGAUAACCGAGACUAAAUAUUUUUUUUAAACGGGAUUGUUUGGCGCACUUACCUUUUGACCAUGUGUUCGUGCCUCUUAUAUAUUAAGGUAUUAGCGGUAAUUACUUUUCGUUUGAUUGUAGUGUUAGUUUACUUAUUUUUGAGGAUUUUUUAAGGGAGAUCCGUAAAAUGGACGCGAAUUGGGCGAUGGACGCGAACAGGCGAACUGACCCUAUAAAGUGUCUGAUUAUAUUACAAAUCAAAAUGCUUGGGUUUGAACUGUUGCAACGGGUAUUUCUAUAUGACAUUUAUUCCGAAUCAUGUGUUGACGAUACUAUUAAAUUUUAAGGCUGUAUUUAAAGUUGAUUACUUAAGGAAGAAUAUCAGACUAUUUAAAAACAUUUGAAUGACAAAACGGCGUGGUCAUGAUUUCUACAUUUAUUUUGCUUGUGUAAUUGUUUGCAGUGUCAUACAGAUAAAUUUCUUUAAUUUUAAGUAAAUAUGUUGUGGAUAAUAUAGGUGGUUAUGGGUAGUCAUGCUCUCUUAAAAGUCUCUUGGGUGGUGUCGUGUGAGGCGGGUCGUUACGUUCCCUAAAAUUUGGUUGAACGAAGCGAUGGCUGGUUCAUGCGUCAUGCUGCGUCAUGCACGGGUGCUGCCAGUGGAGAUGGGUCUGUCUUAACUACUUUGAUAUGUAAGAUGUAAAUGUCUAGCUUCACCUAAUAUAAAUAACACUAUUGUAUUUAUACUAUGUGACACAGCAAUCAAAAUACUGUGAACAAUUAAUAUAGAAUUUUACAUUGUUUAAUGAAAGGUGACUUGAAUCAUCUCUGAAGUCAUUUUUCAACUUGACGACUGUGUAAAUAAUAAAAUAGGGAGAAAAAACAGCCCUUGCUGAGUUUCUCGCCGGUUUUACUCAGUACAAGGUCUCCCGCCGUAGAUUUACGAACCGAUGGCGUAGCUUCUAGACAUUCAUGAGUGCUUGUAACAGCAUAAACUGAAUUAAUGAUUUUGAUUACGAUUAACAUUUUGGUUCGGUUUGAUUUCUGGGAUAUGGAUUUUCUAGUUGAGAAAUCGAUUCAGAAUCGAUCUGUGUUUGAAAUCAGAUUUUGGAUUCGUUUUGAUAUAUCGGAUGCAUGCCUAGUUUAUUUUGACAUUUGCGACUUUCAAAUGACAUAGGCUCAAUUAAUUUGGCAUUUGCAGUUUUGCACGUUUUCAAGUGCUUUUGAUUAAAUGAAUACGGCGCCGGUAUAAAAAUAGUAUGUAAAAGGGAAGUUUUUCCACGUAUAAUCAAAAUGAGAACCCGCAGUAAUUCUGGGGUUCGCCUGGAUUACUACCAAAGGAUAGUGCACAAACUAAUAUUAGAUCAUCAACAACCUGUUACUGGCCUUUUCCCUGCAAGCCCACACAAUGAUCAUGCAUGGAUCAGGGAUAAUUUGUAUUGUAUAUUGGCAGUGUGGGGCCUAUCUAUGGCCUUCAAAAAAAUUGCAGAUCAGGACGAGGAUAGAGCUAAAACAUAUGAGCUGGAACAAAGUUGUGUAAAACUAAUGAGAGGUCUUCUAAUGGCCAUGAUGCAACAGAAAGAUAAAGUUGAGAAAUUUAAGACAUCUCAAAAUCCUUUGGAUUCACUCCAUGCUAAAUAUUCAUCAUCCACAGGGCGCACAGUAGUCAAAGAUAAUGAAUGGGGACACUUACAAAUAGAUGCAAUUUCUCUAUAUUUACUUGUCCUAGCACAGAUGACUGCAUCUGGUUUACAAAUAGUAUUUUCUUUAGAUGAGGUAGCAUUCAUCCAAAACUUAGUAUUUUAUAUAGAGUCUGCUUAUUGCACCCCUGAUUAUGGGAUUUGGGAAAGAGGAGAUAAAACCAACCAUGGUCUUCCUGAACUCAAUGCCAGCUCCAUUGGUAUGGCAAAGGCAGCUUUAGAAGCUAUGAAUGAGUUGGAUCUGUUUGGAGCACGAGGAGGACCAUCAAGUGUGAUUCAUGUAUUAGCAGAUGAAGCUCAAAAAUGUCAAGCUGUGUUACAAUCUAUGUUGCCAAGAGAAUCUAAUAGCAAAGAACUUGAUUCAGGACUAUUAUCUAUUAUUAGUUAUCCUGCCUUUGCUGUUGAUGACCCCCAGCUUAUAGCCAAAACAAGAGAUACUAUUGUUUCAAAACUACAAGGCAAAUAUGGUUGUAAGAGAUUCUUGAGAGAUGGACAUAAAACACCUAGAGAAGAUCCAAACAGACUGUAUUAUGAGCCAUGGGAAUUAAGGAUGUUCGAAAACAUUGAAUGUGAAUGGCCUUUAUUCUUUUGUUAUCUUAUUCUUGAUUACUUCUUUCAAGGAGACAAAAGUAAUGUUAGUGAUUAUAUGCAGAAGUUAGAGAAAAUUAUGAUCAGGGGAGAUGAUACUAUUAAGCUAGUUCCUGAACUGUACUCUGUACAUUCUGACAAAGCAAGUCAAGAACAAAAUGAACCAGGAAGCCAAGAAAGAAUACCUCUUGGUAGGUGCCCCUUUCUAUGGGCACAAUCUUUAUAUAUAUUAGGAAAGCUACUUCAAGAGGGAUUUUUGGCUGUUGGUGAAUUAGACCCCCUGAACAGAAGAUUGUGUUCAGAAAAGAAACCUGAUGUUGUUGUUCAAAUCGUCAUACUAGCUGAAGAUAAUGAAAUCAGAGAUAAACUUCUUGAAUAUGAUCUACAUGUUCAGACUAUCAGUGACGUGGCCCCCAUAGAGGUUCAACCUGCCCGAGUAUUAAGUCAUCUUUACACAUAUUUAGGUAGAAACAAAAAGCUGGGUCUCUCUGGACGAAAAUCACGUGAUGUUGGUAUAUUGAGCACAAGCAAGUUGUACUCCCUGAAUGACCGCAUAUUUGCAUUCACACCACAGUUUUCUGAUAGAAAGCGUUUCUACAUAGCUUCUGACUAUGAACUGAUGGUUGAUACACUCAAAGCUGAAAUUAAUUUCUUGAAGUCUUCUUGGCAAAAUCUUCUUGGGAGACCACUUAUUGUAUUGACUUUAAACCAAACAUAUAUAGACCAGGGUAAGAUCCCAAUGGCUAUGAUAACUACUAUGAAAAAAUUGAAAUCUGGUUACAUAAAUGGCACUAGAGUGACUCUGGGAAAUCUUGGUGAUUUCCUCAGUACAUCUGCCAUCACCAACCUGAGUUUUCUCGGGAGCCAGGAGGAUGGUUAUCCUGAUAAGCUAAAUCCGCAAGUGCAAGCCUAUUUAGAGGAGCAUCUGCUGAAGUCGUUCAGCAACAAGCUGAGCUUCAUCGCUCGACCUGCGGGCGCCCGGAACGUCCGAACUCUACGCCGGCGAAUGUCCGUACGCGGCGCUAUCAAGAAAACGCGCUCCAUUAAUGUUGACUCCGAAACACUGGGCAUGGAAGGGGAAUACGUAGGCCCACCCCUAGAACGGAAGCCAUCAUGGCUUGAUGUAGACCCGCCUUUUGAUCGCAGCCCCAGCCCCUCACUGGAUGAACUGAAAAAGAAGGCGUUCUAUAAGGAAAUGACGAGCAGUCUAGGCGGCAAUACACCAACAAUUGAAGUAACCAAGGAGAAAACACCUUCCCCACCAAAAGAAGAAGCGGUGGUAAACAAAGUUACACGCCCACGCACUACGUCGGAAUCACAAACGAUGUAUGCAGAACAGGAGACCGACGAGUUGAUCGCCAUGUUACGUGAAACGGAGAAUCUCGACGAACAAGGCGACAUAUUGCAGUACUUGGUGGACACGCACGGAUUAGAAUUCACUACUGGUAUGCUAGAGAGCGGCAAGAACGUAACCGUCAAAGACCUACUCAAGGUUUUAUACGAUAAAGCUUGCACACAAAAGCUGUGGGGUUUGGUCCGACACACGGCGGGCAUGUUAGGCAAGCGCGUAGAAGACUUGGCCAAAGCGAUCACGGAUCUACUCGUCAGACAGAAGCAAAUCACAGUGGGAAUGCCGCCGAAAAACGAACAUACUAUCACUGCGCCGCUACCGGAGAACGAACUCAGACAGCUGAUACAUUUGGCUUACGGCGACGACGAAAGUACGGCCAUGCUGACGCAAGAACUGCUGGUUUAUCUAGCGAUGUUUAUACGCACCGAGCCGCAGCUGUUCAUGGAAAUGUUGCGACUACGUGUAGGACUUAUUAUACAGGUUAUGGCGACAGAGUUGUCGCGCACUCUAUCUUGUAAUGGCGAAGAAGCAUCGGAACAUUUGCUUAACUUAUCUCCUUUCGAAAUGAAGAAUCUGCUAUACCACAUCCUUAGCGGCAAAGAAUUCGCCAUCAACAGUGUAGGACGGGGGAACUUUUCUAUAGUCAGCAACGUCUCCAAACGCUACGGGAAGAAAUCUCAGAUUGUGUUGGAAGGGCAACCUCACCAAGGCAGCAUUGAUGACCCACCUAUAGCGGAACCGGAUCGCCAAGGGCAAUGGUUGCGCAGGCGCAGACUGGACGGUGCGUUGAACCGGGUACCGAGGGACUUCUACCCACGCGUAUGGGGAGUUUUAGAAAAGUGUCAAGGGUUAGUGAUCCAAGGGAAGAUCCUCCAACCGAAUCUCACCCAAGAGAUGACGUCCGGAGAGUUAAAAUUCGCACUCGCCGUGGAGACAGUUCUCAACUCUAUACCACAACCGGAGUACAGGCAGUUGGUGGUCGAAGCCCUGAUGGUGUUGACUUUAGUAGUUGAAUAUAAAGCUGUGGAGAAUCUGGGUGCCAUGAUCGGCGUGGAGAAUCUUGUGCACAAAGCCAAUCAAAUAUUUCUGGAGGAUCAGAUGCGUUGCAACGGGGACGCCACAUUAUGUUGCGCCAAAUCUGGAGGGGGGAUGGUAGGGGGUGGGGGCACGUUAGUAUGCGGGGGGGCGGCCGGGGUCUGCCAACAUCUGUACGACAGCGCCCCUAGCGGCAGUUAUGGUACAAUGACGUAUUUGGCGCGAGCUGUUGCAGCUUUACUGGCUGACCGUAUGCCUACCCACGAGCCCAUACAAUGUGCUCUUUCUUAAACCCUGCAAUAACCGAUAGCAGCUAAAUCGUGGCCUAUAACAAUACGCCCGCAUUUCAACCACGGAAAACCCCCCAUCUUCAAACCCCGUCAUAACCACAGUAGCUUCGAUACCAUGACAUUGACAUAACAUUUUAUAGCGCGAAAUCUGUCGGGGGUUGGUCGGUGGUGGGGGACGUUAGUAUGGUUAGUACAGCCCAUACAAUGUGCUCUUUCGUAAACCUUGCAAUAACCGAUAGCAGCUAGCUCGCACUUCAACCUCGGAAUAACCCCCCCCCCCCCCCCCCCCCCCCAUCUGAAACCCCGUCAUAAACAAAGUAGACAGUAGCUCAGCUACCGUAACAUUUUAUAUCGCUAAAUGUGGAGGGGGAAUGGUAGGGGGUAGGGCCAAGUUGGUAUGGGGGGGGGGACAUCUAAAUCGUGACUUAACAAUACGCCGGCACUUAAACCCCGUUAUAACCACAGUAACUUCGAUACCAUGACAUUGACGUAACAUUUUAUAGUGCUAAAUCUGUCGGGGGGAUGGUUGGUGGCUGAGGCAUGUUAGUAUGGGGGGGGGGGGGGGGGGGGGGGGGGUUGCCAACAUCUGAACGACAGCGCCCCUAGCGGCAGUUAUGGUACAUUGACGUAUUCUUACGUCAAUACUUCGUACUUAAAUCAUGACGUAUGAAAAUGCGCCUUCACUGCAAACUCGGAAUUACAGACAGCAGCUACGACUUGAAGACUUAUGCCCCUCAGAACAAGAACUAAACCAUAGAAGUUAUGCUUAAGACGUUUGUACGCGCAAUAGAUUAACGAAAACAUUUCUAAACAAAGUAUGACAGGAACAAAAAGUAUUAGGCGGCGUUGUGGCAGGUUGUAUGUGACAUUAGAUCGCUUUUUGAUUCGGUAUCGUAAAGGUAACCAAGGUAUCCAUUUUGACGUAACUAGCCAUACAAAGGUAUCCAAUUUGAAGUUUGUAUAGCGGUACGCACGCUGUUCAUAUUAAAGCAAAAAAGGGACAAAUAUAUGAUGGGUCAUAUUAUAAAAAUAAAAUAACUAUAUAAGUCUACUUUACGAGUUAAACACUUUAUAUGCUUUAGUUCUUGUUCUGGGUAUGACCCCAUACAAUACGUCCAUUGUUACCUCCAGUGCCGUCUUUGACCUAUUGGAGGCCCUGGGCAUAUUAGCAUAACGGGGCCCCUAUGACUUCCGUUUGGUGAUUAAACAGGAACUAGGGACUUUGCAUUUGAUCUGAGAGGGCCCUCUAUCAAUCGCGGGGCCCUGGGCACCUGCCCAAAGUGCCCACUGGGAAAGACGGGUCUGGUUACCUCGCAAUUUAACCACAGUAGUUAACAGUCAUGGUACCAUGACUUAUGGCGUCGUACAGUGCGCCUUGACCAAACUUCACAAUAACCGCCUGCAACUACGGUAACAUGACGUAUGCGGUAUGACCCCAUACGCACACAAGCGCUGCAUUUCAUUGUUAUUUUAUUUCUGAUGCUUCGAAAAGAUAGACUAAAAGCUUUUCCCUGAGUGUAGACGCUUUUUUGAUUUCUUAUUAUCGGUCAAUGUUCCGAUUUGGACGGUGAGCUUUGGACGUAAAGUUGUAAACGUCAACACAGGGCUUAGAAAAAGCGCUCAUACGAAUACCUUUCGAUUUAUAUACUUAGGCUUAGGCGAAAAUAACUCUGUUACAUUUCUAAACUGCUGAACCGAUUUUGAUGAAUCUUGGUAUGAAGAUAAAGAGACCUUAGAGAUGGUCUUUUGCCACUUUCAACUUCAUUGGGUGCAAUUAGGUAUGUAAGGCUCUGAAUUCACGGAACGCGUUGUAUUCGCGCCUCUUCUUGUUAAUGGUCAUUUCACACCAGCGCAGAGUCGAAGCGAAUUUCAGAAAUGUAACAUGGCAAAUUCAACAUUAUCUCCACAACGUGAUGUAUAAAUAAGUCGCUUUCAUGCCAUUCCGCGGCGAAAUUGAGCCAUGAAAGCGACUUAUUGCAACGAUGCAUAGCAUAACGAACUUUAGGUCAAUUGUAUAACAUACAAACGAUGAUGAACUUUAUUGUAUGACACAUAAAUUAAAUAAGAGCCAUAAAAGUCGCGCGUCUUCCGUGGAAUCCUUGCGCAUUCUCGAGAAUUCCCCUAACUAAGCUCCAAUUUAGUUUUAUGCUAAGCAAAAUUUAUAUUUUCAUGCACAAUUUCAUUGCAAAAUUCGCUUCCGUUUCCAUUCCGUGGAAUCCUAGCGCGAGUCUCGAGAAUUCCCUUUAGCUCUAAUUUAGUUUUAUGGUAAACAAUUUAUAUUUUCAUGCACAAUUUCAUUGCAAAAUUCACUUCCGUUUCCAUUCCGCGGUGGUAUAAUUUGAGCCUAAGUUAACGAGCGUUUCCUUUGCCGCGGCGGCGGCUGCGGAACCGCAUAAAACUGCGGUCUCGUAAGUUUUGGAAUAAAACAGCUAAGCGGCAACCAGCGGCUGGUGCGGCUAAAAGCCGUUCCUUGAGUUCUUAGUCUAGGUACUAGGUAUGUACGGAAAAUCGAUUCGCCUAUUCUACGAAAUAGUGGUUGCUUUGUGUAGAGAGCAUGGAUAUGCCAUAUAACGUUUAUGCUGUAGAUUGUAGAUUUAGUAUUAUAAUGAUUGCAAUUCAUUUAACAAUUGAUUUAUUGGAGGCAGACUUUAGAUGGACGACUAUUUUUAUAUAAUUAUUAUCUAUUUCAUGUAAUACAAACAUAGUAUCAAAUGCUAUAUGAAUUUUUUACUUUUGGAAUAAAUAGUAACAAAAUAUUGUUAUUACUACAGUAAUAGGUACCACAUCCAUUUUUGCAAUAUGAUCAGUGCCUGUGUUAUGUAAAUCUGUGACAGAAUUGUAUCAAACAAAGCAAGUUAUGUCAGUAGUAUUGAAAGUUAAAAUAUUAAUGUUUAAUUUGCAUAAUGUAAUAUUAAAUGUAUUUAGUUGAUUUGAUUGUGAAGAUUUUAUAUACUUACAGGCUUAAAUAAAUCUAUUAUGUUUUAAAUAGUCUUUUAUUUUAUAUACAUGACUUUUUUAUUAUAUAUACUGUAUUUGAUCAGUUCUACUACUACCAUGGAUUUCUUUCAUAUUAGUGCUCUUCCAGCAUGUUUUGUUCCAAGUUUGUUUACUAUCAAAAAUAUUAAUACAAUAAUGCAACUGAACAUUUUUUAUUCUUUUUAUCUACACUAAUAAUGUAACAGAAAUAGGAUCAAAUCAAAAACAACAAACCUAUUUGACAAUGAACAUCUAUCUACUUGAAAUCAUUACAUUUUAGCUUUUUAGCUAAAUUAAGCAAUUGUCAAAAUAUAUAAAUUAUUGUGUUUUCACAAUAAUUUAUAUAUUUUAACAAUUGUCAUGCAAUUUUCACAUUAAGCUUCAUCCUUUUUUCCAAAUGGGUUCAUUUUGGAUAACCAUGAUGUUGCACUCCUGAAAAAAUAUUUUAUAUCGUAAAAUUUACAAACAGAUUUAUUUCCUAUACUAUGUUAUAGAAUAUAAUUAAAAAUAGAUUCCAUUAUUUAAUUUUAUCAACCACUUACGACAUUUCCUCAGCAGAACUUGAGCCUUCCUCUAAUCCUGCCUCCUUUAAUUUUUCUACAAGGUUUUUUCUAUAUACAUUCUUAAGAGGUAUUGGUUUAUUAGCUUCCUUUUGUUUAGCAACCUUUGUCAGAGCCUCAUACCAUGAAAGACCAUACCAUUCAAUUUCUUCUGGUGUAUACUACAAAAAUUAAAUUCUGUAUUUUAUACUAAUUAUGUACUAAGUACUCUUAUACAACUAAGGAAAGAAAUACACUGUUGUUAUUUGUAUUUGGCUAGUAUUUAACUGCAAAUCAAAAAAUUUACAUUUUGUAUAAAAAUUUAUUCCCAAUCCUAAGCAAAAAUACUUAUUGCACAGCAAAAUAGUCACCUCAAAAUAUUGUUAUAUUAGUAACAAUUUAAAUCAGUGUUGCAUCACUAUUUAAAACAAGCUUUUUUAACAAUGCAUAGUUAAUAAUAACCACCUCACAACAAAUCUAUUACAUCAUUUUUUUUAAACAAAGCUGCCAUAAUUUUAUCUCAUACAGCAGCUCACCUAAGUGAAACACCAUUUUAAUUGACAUAAGAAUCUAGUUAUUGAAGUGAAACUUCUUUAGGCAAGCUUGACUUGGGGGGUAUACUGGCGAAUGUGUUACGAUUAGUGUCAUAGGUGACUCAUCAGUAAACAAUGAACAAUACCCGUCACAAAAUACAUGAAUCUAGUGCUUAGUGGGUGAUAACGGACCCAGCGCGGAUUGGUGGGUGAUAACGGACAAAGCACGGAUUGGUGGGUGAUAACGGACCCAGCGCGGAUUGGUGGGUAAUAACGGACUCAGCGCGGAAUAAUGGGUGAUAAUGGACCCAGUGCGGAUUGGUGGGUGAUAACGGACUCGGCGCGAAUUGGUGGGUGACAAUGGACCCAGUGCGGAUUGGUGGGUGAUAACAGACCCAGCGCGGAUUGGUGGUUCAUAACGGACCCAGGCGGAUUGGUGGAUGAUAACGGACCCAGUGCGGAUUGAUGGGUGAUAACGGACCCAACGCGGAUUGGUGGGUGAUACUGCACCUAGUGCGGAUUGGCGGAUGAUAACGGACCCAGCGCGGAUUAGUGGUAUUUUUUCUAUCAACAAAUCUUCAGGUUAAGUUUAUGAUUUCAGGUUAAGUUGUGUGAUCAUAAGCAUACUCGCUUUUUUUUAAAACCAUCAAAAGUGUCCCAAUGUUGAGCAAGUUUUGAAAUGCUUAAUGGGAAACCUGUUGCAAAAAUUGUUGUAGAUUUUUUGUUAUGUGUGUAAGUAUUUUAUGUCGUAGCCCUGUUAAUUUUCUGUGAAAUUGGUAUAUUUGCUGUGCAAUCAGUAUAUUUGAUAUGAAAAUCAUAUUUCUGUUCUAUUAAACAAGUUUUUUGUUACAACAGAUUAGAUGUAAAUUUUUGAAUUAUUUUCAGCAUUACUUUUGUUCAACAAAUGUUUUGUUUGCAGUAAAAUACUUAUUUUGAUGUAAAAAGUAUUUAAUUGUUGUAAAUAACUUGAUGGGUAAUAAGUUAUCUGCUGUGCAUUUAAAAAUACCCAUUUGUAUUUGUUAUUUUGUAAACUUGACAUAAGUUUGUCCUUUUCAUAGGUCAUAAAGCAUGAUAAGCACAGACUUUUGUCAAGUUUACAAAUAGAAAAUAUGAAUAGCAAAGUGAAGUGCCAGCAUAAAAUAGACAUAUUGGAAAUGAAAGACAUAGAAUUGAAACAAAAUCCAAAAUUGCUUUGAUGACUUACUGAUGUUAAAUAAGUUCUAUACUCCUCAUAAAUUUCCUUUUGUUUAUCGGGGUUAUUAGCAUAUCUAGGGCAUCCAUUCAUCAAUUCAGUCAGUAUCUGCUUUUUUAAUUUCAAUGCCAACAUUGAGACAAGGUCACAAGCUGGUGUCUUCAACAAAUAGUGAUCAAACCCAUAGUGAUCAUUAAUAAGUUGAAUAGUUCUAUCUGUGACUGUUACUGAGAGGUGAGUGUUGAGAACCUCUGAACGUACAACUGUUCUCUUCAAGACUGGUACCCAGUAAUGAGGCACUCUGCGUGUGUUCCUGUCACGUUUUUGGAAACCUGUGAAAAUGAUGACAAACUGAUUUUGCUUUAACUUUAUGAAGAACUACAUCAAAUGUUUUUAACUGUCUUAAAAAAGGAUGUUAUCAAUUUGACAAAAAAGGAUGAUCUCAAGUAGCAGUUGGGUAUAAGUGUAUGUACUAUUGAAAAAAUUUAUUCCUGACACACUUGCCUAAUAAUUUGCUUAAAAAUGUCAGAACAGACAAGUUUUCUUUAAUGCAUUUUUGCAUUAGUACCUCCUCACUACCAGGAAACUGUAUUAAUGUGGAUCAAAGGCUUCUGAAAAUUGAACUUUGUUUUAAAUGCUGGUUCAUUGUUUGAACUUGGAAAUCACUUUAAUAAACAUAAAUAUAUAAAAGACUCUUUGUCAUCCAGGCUGCCAUACUAUUGGGCACCAUUCCUGAUGGCGGCGCUGGGGGUGAUAUAUUUUUUAUGUUGUAAAUUAUUUAUUUAUGUAGGUUAAGCUAUAUAUUUUUUAAAGAAACUUUCAAUUUCUUGAUUUUAUUAAAAAAAUUGGUAACAUAAUAAGGAAAUCCUAUGUCCAUGGGGAAAACUACAAAUGGUGUAAUGUCAACAUUAUUGCACAGGAAGGCAGCAAAAUCUGUUACAUAUCUUAUUAUCAAAUAAGAUUGUUCUGAAAACAACAAGUUUGUUGCCAGUGAUAAUUAUAAGACUAAGUAUGAUUAAGCAAAAAUCAACCUUAAUGUUUAGCAAUGGUGGUAAGAAAAUAUUUUUAACCCACUUAUUACGGGAAAAAUUAGGAUCCGAUAUUAAUAUGAUUUUUUGAUAUGACGUUUGACUUGCUUAAAAUUUUAACAGAAAAAUAUGAAAAAUAAAAUAUCGAUGUCGGAAAAGCGGGAAAUGGGUGUUCCUUUUAAGGCCCACUAGUAAUUUACGCUACUAUCAGGUCAUAUUUGUGUGCAUUCUUGAAAAUACAUUUAUUUGCAAUUAAAUAUAUAAAUAAACAAUGAAACAGAAUUAUAUUGCAGUAAUAUUAUUUAUUAUUAUUUAUUACUCGAAGGGAAAAAGAACUAUCAGUUUGAAUUAUAUGAGGUAUGAAAUUUGUUCAACAUAAUUUAGUAUGCAAGCUUACUUCACAUUUGACACAAGUAAACUUAGCUUUUUUGUGACACACAGCACACCUGAGUCGUUCUUACUUGUAGCUGAUGAUAUGAUAUGAUAUGAUAUGGCCUCUGUUAUUAUAUCGCAACUCCUCAUGAUAGCUCUACGAAACUCUACAACCUUUUUCGAGUACCUUCUCUCUCUCGAAUCAAUUUUUCGAAGGAUCUCGGCAUAUUGCAAGAUUACACUAGCUCCUAGGCCCAUCUUCUUGAAUUCAAGAUGAAUUUCAGUAUACUGCUCUUGGUAUGACUCCAACCACAAUAUGUAGCCAAGGCAAAUACUUCCAGCCCAAAACUUAUAGCCCCACCUGUAAAUUGUUUAUAAGCCAUCGCCAUCAAAUAAACAAUCAAGAAAAUAGACAGGGUGUUUUUGUAUUGGUGCACCUUGCUUUUCAAUCCAGGGAUCAUGUGUGGGGCGAAUGUCUCGUUUGGUCCAAUUAUAACUUUUGUUCUUAGAAACAAGUGGCGUUGAAGAAGUUUGGGGAAAGAACGUUUCUACUGUCUGUGAUUCAGUCUGUGGAUAGCAGACGUACUAGGACACUCGUCAUCUUUGUCCGUUAUAACCCGUCUACGUUUAGCUAACUGAGCGAUAGGUACGUGAUCUUCAUCUUCAUUUGCUCACUACGAUGUAUUUCAGCUUCACGUCGAAGCUGGGAUCCAGGCAAAUUUGAUAACGACACUUGAUUUUCGGCACAAGAAUCCUCAUCUGUACCAGCCUUGAAAUUUUUAGGUGGCAAAAUUGAUAUGUAAUCCGGGAUUGAGUCAUUCAUAUUACAUUCUAACUCUUCCGAUAUUUCAUUUAGCUUCAAGUUCUUUUUUCGGACUAAAAAUAGAACACAGUCAGAACUAUUAGUAUAUAUCAGUCACAGUAGGGCAUUUUACUAUUGGUCCUUAUAAGGAACACUUGUAAAAACUAUCAAAUUAUAUAAAUAAUCGUGUAUAUUUGUUACUCAAAAUACGAAAUAUAAAUAGAGAAGGGUCAUAUUUCCUAUAUUAAAAUUUAUAAAAUAUAAAUAACCUAUAAAAUUGAACUGAUACGUACCUGUGCUCACUCAUGAUGAAAAUACCAAAAUAGUCACAGUUCAAUAUAAUAACACAGAAUCACACGAAAUAAUAAAUGAAGUUUAUAACUGCUAACUACAAUCAUUCAAAACACACUAGAAACAUCAAAGUGAGAAAAAAACUACCCACAUGAUGCAUAUUAUUUUUUCUUUACUGUGGUCCGUUAAAGGAAAGCUAGUAACAAGUGGGUUAGGUGGGUCUGGGAUCAAAUUGGCCGAUUCAAUAUAUCUCAGAAACUACUUAAAAUAAUUAUUAGCAUAUAUUACCAGAAACAGCUAAUAUUUAUGUGAUUUUUGUAAAAAAAGUAGAAGCUUAAAGCUAUCCUGUCAUUUGUACAGAGUGGGCUUUAUUGGUAAAAUUUUCUCAAAAUGACCUAAAAUAUUUCUUUCAAGUUAUUGAUUGGAAAUUAGUAAAUAUUUUUUCAACAAAAAAUAAAAUUUAACCAAUCUUUUCAUUGACAGGAUCAUCUAACAUAACCUCCAUGUAAGAAAAAUGGCCAAAAGAUUUUGGAAAGUACCUUUGAUGACUGCUUCCCCGCCCCAUAUGCCUUCAUGAAGUUCCGCUGGAUGUUUCAAUGGUAUUGGGACGUUCUGUAUAGGCAUUGUUUCUCCAGUUAGCUCGUCGCGUUUCCAUUUGCCCUCUUGAGGUACAAAGUGAACGGCAGCAGGUUUGAGAACUUUCCAUUCUCGCCAAAACUUCUUAUAAGCAGCAGGUAACUCAGAAGCUAUGCCAAUAUCAAAUCUACUUUUUUUCUUGUAAGUUUUCGAUAAUUGACGUAAAGUAGCCUGAAAGAAUUGCGACGCUUUUCAAUGACGUGACGCGACUCAUAUUUACAGGAUCCAAGAAAAAUAAAUAGAUUACCUGAAUACGAGAUGAUGCCAUUUAAUUAAUUUUUAGAUAAUGGGGAUUCAUAAAUUAAAGACGUUUUUCUAAUUUACUGUUUCCUAUAACAGUAAAAAAAUAAUUUAUUGGUAAAUUAUCUGAUGUAACUGGAUUGUAAUGUCACUUGGCAAUUUU